GAACCAUUCAAGAAAGAGAGGGUCACUGAUGAGAUUUUAAAGUGAACCUCACUGUGGAACCGACCCAUGUUACCUGGACCCUUGGAUUUCUCAGAUACAGUUUCCAGUAUGGCUUCUGCACCAACUUCUAAGUAUAAUUCACACUCCUUGGAGAAUGAGUCUAUUAAGAGGACUUCUAGGGAUGGAGUUAAUUGGGAUCUCAGUGAGGCCGUUCCUCGACUUCCAGGAGAGACUCGCGUUGCUGACAAAGAAGUUAUUUACAUAUGUCCUUUCAAUGGCCCCAUUAAGGGAAGAGUUUACAUCACAAAUUAUCGUCUUUAUUUAAGAAGUUUGGAAACGGAUUCUGCUCUCAUACUUGAUGUUCCUCUGGGUGUGAUCUCGAGAAUUGAAAAAAUGGGAGGCGCGACAAGUAGAGGAGAAAAUUCCUAUGGUCUAGAUAUUACUUGUAAAGACAUGAGAAACCUAAGGUUCGCACUGAAGCAGGAAGGCCACAGCAGAAGAGAUAUGUUUGAGAUCCUCACGAGACACGCCUUUCCCCUGGCCCACAGUCUGCCAAUAUUUGCAUUUUUAAACGAAGAAAAGUUUAAUGUGGAUGGAUGGAUGGUUUAUAAUCCAGUUGAAGAAUACAGAAGGCAGGGCUUACCCAAUCAUCAUUGGAGAAUAACUUUUAUUAAUAAGUGCUAUGAACUCUGUGACACUUACCCUUCUCUCUUGGUGGUUCCAUAUCGUGCCUCAGAUGAGGAUCUCAGGAGAGUUGCAACGUUUAGAUCCCGAAAUCGAAUUCCAGUGCUGUCGUGGAUUCAUCCAGAAAACAAGACUGUCAUUGUACGUUGCAGUCAGCCUCUUGUCGGUAUGAGUGGUAAACGAAAUAAAGAUGAUGAGAAAUACCUUGACGUUAUCAGGGAGACUAACAGACAAAUUUCUAAACUCACAAUUUAUGAUGCAAGACCCAAUGUAAAUGCAGUGGCCAACAAGGCAACAGGAGGAGGAUAUGAAAGUGAUGAUGCAUAUCACAACGCAGAACUUUUCUUCUUAGACAUUCAUAACAUUCAUGUUAUGCGAGAAUCUUUAAAAAAAGUCAAAGACAUUGUUUAUCCUAAUGUGGAAGAAUCUCAUUGGUUGUCCAGUUUGGAGUCUACUCAUUGGUUAGAACAUAUCAAGCUUGUUUUGACGGGAGCCAUUCAAGUAGCAGAUAAAGUCUCUUCAGGAAAGAGCUCAGUACUCGUGCACUGCAGUGACGGAUGGGACAGGACCGCCCAGCUGACGUCCCUGGCCAUGCUCAUGCUGGACAGCUUCUAUCGGAGCAUCGAAGGUUUUGAAAUAUUGGUACAAAAAGAAUGGAUAAGUUUUGGACAUAAAUUUGCAUCUAGGAUAGGUCAUGGUGAUAAGAACCACGCCGACGCUGACCGAUCUCCUAUUUUUCUCCAGUUUAUUGAUUGUGUAUGGCAAAUGUCGAAACAGUUCCCGACAGCCUUUGAAUUCAAUGAACAAUUUCUCAUUACGAUUUUGGAUCAUCUGUACAGCUGCCGCUUUGGUACUUUCUUGUACAACUGUGAAUCGGCUCGAGAAAGACAGAAAGUUACAGAAAGAACAGUUUCUUUAUGGUCACUGAUAAACAGUAAUAAAGACAAAUUCAAAAAUCCCUUCUAUACUAAAGAGAUCAAUCGAGUGUUGUAUCCAGUUGCCAGCAUGCGUCACUUGGAACUGUGGGUGAAUUACUACAUUCGGUGGAACCCCAGAAUCAAGCAACAACAGCCAAACCCAGUGGAGCAGCGCUACCUGGAGCUCCUGGCCCUGCGCGAUGAAUACAUAAAGCGGCUCGAGGAAUUGCAGCUCGCCAACUCUGCCAAGCUUUCCGAUCCCUCGACUUCACCUUCCAGUCCUUCACAAAUGAUGCCCCACGUGCAAACGCACUUCUGAGAGGGGACCCUGGCGCGGCGUUAGAGCUCUGAAGAGAGGAAAUAGCUGACUUUCAUUUGGGGCCUCUGUACAAAGUAGAUUAAAAUAUUUGCCUCCAUGUAGAACUUGAACUAACAUAAUCUUAAACUCUUGAAUAUGUGCCUUCUAGAAUACAUAUUACAAGAAAACUACAGUGUCUACACGGCAAUCAGAAGAAAGGAGCCAAGAUGGGGUUUUGGAAAAUCCUGACACCUUUCCAAAGCAGUUUUCAAAAGAUAAAAUUUAAAUUUAAUUUACCUCUUUAGAAAUGCUCUGUAUAUGAUAUGUAUUUUGUAGGCUUAAUUGGAACAACGUUAUUUUAAACUAAAGGGGAAAAAUAUAUGUUUGUGAAAUGGAUUUUCCUCAAGCUGCUUAUGCUAGUUGCUUUGGAUUAUCUAAAAUGAACCCAAAUGUGAAAGACGUGUGUUACUGCCAAAACCAAAUUGAACUCAGCUUUCAAGGUAUUAUCCAAAAGCAAGGUGUUAAAAUAAUUGCCAAAUUUUAUUCCAUUGUCAGUGGUGACUUAAGGAGAAAUAGCUGUGUAGAUGAGGUGUUCAUUAUUUUGAAAUUUUGGAAUAUGAAGUGUUUUCCCCUAAUUUUCAAGAGAAGCAUAUUUUUAUAUUAAAAAAAAAAUGGGGCCCAGUGAAAUAUGAUUUGAUUUCUUUUGAACUUUGCCAAUUCUGUUUCCCAAGUUCUUCCGUGAGGUUGCCUAAGAUUCGGACCCGGUUUCAGGUUGGGGAGCGCCCUUCAACAGCACUGUCUCAGGAGGUCAGAUGUGUGAUGCUGCGUUGGUGACUGUUUCGCAAACGUUGCUCUAGUCAAACCAGCUCAUCUGCCGAAGUGUAGGGUUGAGCAUCUUGGAGGUAUGAGCUGUUGCUAGAGCAUCAUUCUUUGAAAUAGAAGCUGUAGAUGUACACUGUUGAGCGUAUUCUUGAAAGUAUUGUUUAUGAAUUUCAAUUUAAAUGGUGUCGGAUGCCCCUCCCCCCAAGCGUGCAUAAAAACUGGUUCUACAAAUUUUUACUUGAAGUACCCGGCAGUUUGCUUUUUCAGGUUUUUUUUUUUUUGUAGUAUUAAAUGAAAUUUCAAAUGCAGUUCUAUUUGAUAUCUGAACUAAUUCAUUUAGUAAGUAUAUUUGUAAAAGGUAAGGCUAGAGUUAAAACAAUUAAUGUGUUUUACGAUGAUUUGUAAAGGACUAUUUAUAGCUAAUAUGGUUAUGUUUUCAAUGAAUUAAGAGAGAUUAAAUAUAUCUUUGUAAGUUAUUUUAUGUCAUAGCUUCAUUGGUCUACCAAAUAAGACAUCUCAAAUACAGUAGCAGAAUGUAUAAAUUUUGUAUGUAUGAGAAAUUUUAUUAGACAUUCUCUUGCUUUUUGUAAACGCUGUAAAUAUUUCAUAAAUUAACAAAAUAUCACUCCAUAAAAAAGCUAAUACUAAUAGCUUAAAGGAUCUUGUGAAAUUUCAUGAAAGAAUGUCCACGGCAAUAACGAUAAAGACCUGCUGUAAUAAACGUCGUAGCUGCACACAGCGCCCUCUUUUCAGAGAGGUCACUGUGGAUGUGA
Equus quagga is the source of this 3494-nucleotide messenger RNA. It is a transcript of the gene MTM1, whose product is annotated as myotubularin 1. The record is from RefSeq and is a predicted model, not a curated record. The transcript has 15 exons. Gene Ontology annotation, cellular component: plasma membrane. Bases 67 to 1920 code for a protein of 617 amino acids. Gene Ontology annotation, biological process: muscle cell cellular homeostasis; negative regulation of autophagosome assembly; mitochondrion distribution. Gene Ontology annotation, molecular function: phosphatidylinositol-3,5-bisphosphate 3-phosphatase activity. NCBI's taxonomy places the organism in Eukaryota, Metazoa, Chordata, Mammalia, Perissodactyla, Equidae.